Messenger RNA from Dothidotthia symphoricarpi CBS 119687, 1280 nucleotides. RefSeq names its product glycoside hydrolase family 43 protein. Bases 219 to 1190 code for a protein of 323 amino acids. The record is from RefSeq and is a predicted model, not a curated record. Gene Ontology annotation, biological process: carbohydrate metabolic process. Gene Ontology annotation, molecular function: hydrolase activity, hydrolyzing O-glycosyl compounds. Lineage: Eukaryota; Fungi; Ascomycota; Dothideomycetes; Pleosporales; Dothidotthiaceae. The transcript is spliced from 3 exons.
CCUAAACACACUAUCUGACUAAACCUGGAAUUCUCAAUCUACAUGUCUUGGUAAACAAUAGUGCACGCUCGUUAUUCGUGGAAUGGCAACCAUGGCCAUAUGGGAAUGGCAGUAUUCAUAGAGCUGUUCCGCGUUCAUUUCCCGUCGCUGUUACUAUAAGAGCUGUUAUCGAUGUAGCCAAUAGUCACAUAUCUCUUCUCAUAACUCUCAUUUUCAACAUGAGGUUCCUCCAGAAUCUCGGAGCCUGUGUGCUCGCACUCUCUUCUCUCGUCAGCGCUGCUACAUUUACGAAUCCGCUGAGGACGACCGAUGGCUCUGACCCGCAGAUCGUGGUGUCGGGUGGUUACUACUAUUUGAUGACGACAACCUGGACAAACCUGAAGAUUACCAGGGCGACGACGAUAGAAGGCUUGAAGACGGGCGAGACGAAGACGGUUUGGACGGACACAAACUCGAACCGGUGCUGCAACAUGUGGGCCCCUGAACUACAUUACCUUGAUGGAGCUUGGUACAUCUAUUACACUGCUGGUAGCAGUGCCAACCUAGACUUGCAACGCGUCCAUGUCGUCAAGGGUGGUGCCACUCCCUUCGACUCCUACUCUUACCUCGCUCAAAUGACCUCUGCAUGGGGAAUCGACGGCUCCAUUGUACGCUUCAAUACCUGGGGCAACUUCCUCACUUGGUCGUGCAUGGCCGGCGACCUGCAGUCAAUCUGCAUCGCCUCGCUGUCAUCGCCCGGCAAAAUCGGUACCACGAAAGUCCUUUCCACGCCCGCUGCAGCCUGGGAGACGCAUGGCAGCCCCGUCAUGGAGGGCCCAGUUGCCUUGUACCAUGGUGGUAAGACAUUCAUCGCAUACUCCGCUAGCUACUGCUGGACGCCCGACUACAGCCUCGGUCUCCUGACAUGGAACGGAAGUGGCGAUCCCAGCUUGUCGGCGAGCUGGAAGAAGACAGGACCUUUCUUGACGAGCGCAAAUGGGAACUAUGGCGCAGGUCAUAAUGCGUUCUUCAACAGUCCAGAUGGUACUGAGAUCUGGAACGUGUACCAUGCGACAGCUAAUAGCGCUGGUGCAUGUGACGGAAGUAGGUACACGAUGGUGCAGAAGGUCAACUGGAACUCGGAUGGAAGCCCGAACUUUGGCUCGCCGGUGAAGGUGGGCACGAAGCUGACUGGUCCGUCUGGAGAGUAGUUGGUCUGAAGAAUGACCCGUGAUUGGGAUAUCAUGUUCAGUGGUUUGUAGAUGGGGUAUCAGCUAUAAGCAAGUUAGGUAGUGAGAACA